UUAUGUCACUUAUGGUUCAUUUUGUAAACAACACGUUUUGGAAAUGUUGACUCCAAUUGAACCAUAUUAAGAAUAUUCACACACAAUUAAAAUGCCUAUGCAGAAGAAAAAGUUCCAAUCCGGAGAGGGUGCUCGAUAUGUUACCAGGCGAGCAGCGCUGAACAAACUUCAGUUGUCAUUGAAAGAUUUUCGGACGUUAUGUAUAAUCAAAGGAAUUUAUCCGAGAGAACCGGCUCAUCGACGCAAAGCGCAAAAAGGAAAAAGUGGUAUUCAUAUUCUGUAUUUGAAAAAAGACAUAUUAUUUUUGUUACAUGAACCAAUGAUAUGGAAAUUACGUGAUCUUCAGGUCCACCUAAAUAGAUUACGUAGAGCAAAAGGCAUGCAUCAAAAAGAUUUAAUAAAACGAUAUGCAAAUACUAUUCCAAGAGUCUCCAUUGAUCAUGUAGUGAAAGAACGAUACCCAACAUUCAUUGAUGCAUUACGUGAUAUGGACGAUGCUCUAACCCUUUGCUGUUUAUUUUCAACUUUUCCAAAAUUAAAAAGCAUUCCUCCAAAUUUAAUUGCUUUAUGUCGUCGUCUUACAGUUGAGUUUAUGCAUGUAUGCAUUGCUGCACGUGCUUUACGCAAAGUAUUUAUAUCUAUUAAAGGCAUUUAUUUUCAAGUUGAAAUAAAAGGUCAAACCAUUACUUGGGUUAUUCCUCAUAAUUAUCCACAUGAACCACAAAAAAAGCAAGAAGUUGAUUUCUAUACUAUGGCUACUUUUGCAGAUUUUUAUUCAACAGCUUUAGGUUUUGUUAAUUUCCGUCUAUAUAACAAUUUAAACUUGUACUACCCUCCUCGACUUGGCACAUAUAAUGCUGAGAAACUUGAAGAAGAAAUUUUGGAAGAAAAUGAAACAAGUGAUCGAGUAGCUGCCUUAAAUUUACCAUUACUGAAAACUGCAGAAGGUGUUGAAGACCCAUCUGAAUCUGAAUUAGAUUUGGAUACUUUUGUCAUUGAUGGCGAUGAAGCUAAAGCUGAAGAAGCACGUAAAGAAUAUGAAAAAGUGAGAAAAUUAAAGAAAUUAUUUGAAGGCCUUAAAGUUUUCUUAAAUAGAGAAGUACCUAGAGAGCCUUUAGUAUUUGCCCUUCGAUGUUUUGGUGCUCAAGUGUCUUGGGAUGAGACCACUUUCCCUGAAGGUGCUACAUUUGCCGAGACUGAUGAAACUAUUACUCAUCAAAUAGUGGACAGACCUGACCUCAAUAAACAAUAUAUCUCAAGAUAUUAUAUUCAACCACAAUGGGUGUUUGAUUGUGUUAAUGCACGAGAGCUUUUACCAGUAGAAAAAUAUUUUAUUGGUACAACAUUACCUCCUCAUUUAUCUCCAUUCACUGUUGAAUACCGUACACAACGUUAUGUGCCACCAGAAGAAAAAGCUUUAACUGACCCAACUGUAAUAGUUAACAAAGAUCAAGAAUUAUUGGAUGAAAUUUCCGAUAAUGAAAUUGAAGACAUUGAAGAUGACAAAAAAGAAUCUGAAGACGAAACAAUGGAUGCUGAUGAUGAGGAUCUAGAUGAAUUCGAUGGUGAAAUGACUGAAGAAAAAUUGGCUGCAAUUAAACGAAAACAAAUGAAAGUAGAAUCUGGCACACCAGAAUUCAUAAACAAAGGGAAAUUACGACGUGAAAAUCAUCAAAUGCAACUUCUUAAAGAGAAAAUGAUUCAAAAGAAGUACAGAAAUCUUUAUAAAAGCAUGAAAUCUGGUCGUAUGAAGAGAGAAAAGGAAAUUAAAUUACUCAAGUACAAAAGACGUAUUCAUGAGAGGACAAAUUUGGAAACUAAACGUGCUGAGAUAAGAGCAAGAAGAGCACAAGCAGCAACAUUAAUGUAAAUGUUAUAUUAUUUUUUAAUUUAAAAUUUGAUUAAUUUUUGAUUAUGU
Molecule: messenger RNA, 1918 nt
Organism: Sipha flava (yellow sugarcane aphid)
Lineage: Eukaryota; Metazoa; Arthropoda; Insecta; Hemiptera; Aphididae
Product: pescadillo homolog
Exons: 9
Coding region: 92-1870 (592 amino acids)
Biological process (GO): ribosome biogenesis; maturation of LSU-rRNA from tricistronic rRNA transcript (SSU-rRNA, 5.8S rRNA, LSU-rRNA)
Cellular component (GO): nucleolus; PeBoW complex
Molecular function (GO): RNA binding
Source: RefSeq, a predicted model, not a curated record